UUCAAUUACGACCCUCUCAUCUCCUCCUCUCUACUCUUAAAAGUUAAAACAUCUUCGAAAUCUGAAAAAUCUGUAGACUGAAUCCAUCUCUCAUUUGAUUCGACUCAUACCUUUGUAGGAGUCUCCGAAUCGAAUCGAAACGAAAUCACGGUGUUACGGUAGGUCCGAGAGGGAGAGGCUAGGUCUGAUAUGGGCGCCGCGGGAUCCAAACUCGAGAAAGCUCUCGGCGACCAGUUCCCGGAAGGAGAACGCUACUUCGGAUUCGAAAACUUCGGAAACACUUGUUACUGUAACAGUGUUUUACAGGCUCUUUAUUUUUGUGCUCCAUUUCGUGAACAAUUGCUUGAACACUAUACAAAUAAUAAAGCUGAUGCUGACGAGAAUCUCUUGACAUGCUUGGCAGACUUGUUUUCCCAGAUAAGUUCCCAGAAGAAGAAAACAGGAGUGAUUGCUCCGAAGCGUUUUGUACAGAGAUUGAAAAAACAGAAUGAGCUUUUCCGGAUUUAUAUGCAUCAGGACGCACAUGAGUUCCUGAACUAUUUGCUAAAUGAACUUGUGGACAUCUUAGAGAAAGAGGCAAAAGCUACAAAAACGGGGCGUGAAACGUCAUCAUCUCCUGAAAAGAUUGCAAAUGGAUCGAAAGCUCCUCAGGAAAAUGGUGUUCUUAAAGAACCUAUUGUUACAUGGGUGCACAAGAUUUUUCAGGGUAUACUUACCAAUGAGACAAGGUGUCUGCGGUGUGAGACAGUAACAGCAAGAGAUGAAACUUUCCUAGACUUGAGCCUUGAUAUUGAACAGAACAGUUCGAUAACUAGCUGUUUGAAAAACUUCAGCUCCACAGAGACUCUACACGCUGAAGACAAAUUUUUCUGUGACCAAUGCUGCAGUUUACAAGAAGCGCAGAAGAGGAUGAAGAUCAAGAAACCGCCACACAUCUUAGUUAUACAUCUGAAACGGUUUAAAUACAUCGAACAAUUGGGCCGCUACAAGAAGCUAUCUUACAGAGUUGUCUUCCCGCUGGAACUGAAACUCAGCAACACAGUGGAAGAAUAUGUGGACAUCGAGUACUCCCUCUUUGCAGUUGUGGUUCAUGUCGGAAGUGGACCAAACCAUGGUCACUAUGUUAGCCUCGUGAAAUCUCAUAACCAUUGGCUCUUCUUUGAUGAUGAAACUGUUGAAAUGAUUGAAGAAUCUGCUGUUCAGACAUUCUUUGGCUCAUCACAAGAGUACUCGAGCAACACUGAUCAUGGCUACAUCUUGUUAUACGAGAGCCUCGGAACGAGAGCCUCGGAACAAGAACCUAAUCUCAUCAAAUUUAUUUUAACUCAGAAAAACAGAAAGUUUGUAUACUAAUGGAAACCAAGCCAUGUACAGUUUAAUGACAAGGAAGGUUUACUAUUUGGUUAUACAAAAGUUUGAUUAAUGUUCAAAUAUAAUCAUUUAAAUGAGA
This is a messenger RNA of Camelina sativa (false flax), 1450 nucleotides long. Its product is annotated as ubiquitin carboxyl-terminal hydrolase 4. Gene Ontology annotation, molecular function: cysteine-type deubiquitinase activity. Lineage: Eukaryota; Viridiplantae; Streptophyta; Magnoliopsida; Brassicales; Brassicaceae. Gene Ontology annotation, cellular component: cytosol; nucleus. Gene Ontology annotation, biological process: protein deubiquitination. The record is from RefSeq and is a predicted model, not a curated record.